Messenger RNA from Sitodiplosis mosellana (orange wheat blossom midge), 1380 nucleotides. RefSeq names its product procathepsin L-like. Gene Ontology annotation, biological process: immune response. Lineage: Eukaryota; Metazoa; Arthropoda; Insecta; Diptera; Cecidomyiidae. The record is from RefSeq and is a predicted model, not a curated record. The transcript has 5 exons. Gene Ontology annotation, molecular function: cysteine-type endopeptidase activity. Gene Ontology annotation, cellular component: lysosome. The coding region runs from base 162 to 1220 and encodes 352 amino acids.
UCUAGACGUAAUCAGAUAAAACUGACGUGUGUAAAAAGUUCAUCAUCGAUUGUCGCCCAAAUCCUAUAUAAAUCGUACCUACGAUUGAACAAUUAUUUAGUGUUGAAACGUUGCGUGAACCACAUCGAUUUCCUCAUUUCAAUAAAUAGACACAACAAACAAUGAAUAAGUUCCUUAUUGUAUUCGUGUACCUGUUCGCUGCCACCAAUGGCUCCGUCAUCAAUUCACAUGAAUGGGAUGAGUAUAAGAAAAAAGGUUCGUGGAAUUUGAAUGAUGAAAGAGUUCUUUUGAUUCCACAGUCAAAAUAUUCGAAAAAAUAUCAAAAUCAAGCGGAUGAUAGACUUCACAUGGGCAUAUUUUUGCAAAACAAAAACGAAGUGAUGAGACACAAUCAGCUCUUUAACGAAGGGAUCGUUUCAUUCACAAUGAGUCUGAAUGCGUACAGCGAUUUAUCGCAUACCGAAUUCGUAUCUCAAAUGAAUGGAGUGCGAUAUGAUGGUUCGAGUGCUUCGAGAAACACAACAUUCGAUGAACCAUCUCCUUUAAUGCAGCUGGUGCAUGCAGUUUUGCCAAAAUCGAUUGACUGGCGAACUAAGGGAGCCGUAACUAAUGUGGAAGCGCAGGGUAAAUGCCUUUCGUGCUGGGCUUUCUCGGUACUAGGAACCGUUGAAGCACAAAUUUUCCGUAAAACUGGUCGCUUGGUCCAAUUAUCUGCCCAAAAUUUAGUCGAUUGUGCAAAUUCUAAAAACAAAUGCCAACCAAAAUCAAUACAUAAAGCGUUUGAUUAUAUUAAACGCAAUGGACUUGAAACUGCUCGAUCGUAUCCAUAUCGAGGAGACAGUGGUUUGUGCAGGUAUAAUUCGAGAAAUUCAGCUGUCACAAUUAAGGGAUACAAAGAUCUUCCAGAAGGUGAUGAAACAAGCUUGCAACAAGCGAUCGCAAAUAUUGGCCCAAUAUCGGUUUGUGUGGACGCUUCGCAUAAAUCAUUUCAACAUUAUUCGAAUGGGAUUUACUAUGAGCCAAAAUGCCGUAGGAAUAAUAAAUAUUUGCAUCAUGCGGUCCUCGUUGUCGGCUUUGGAACUGAUAAACGUGGCAAAGAAUAUUAUAUCAUUAAAAAUAGCUGGGGACGCAGCUGGGGCGAAAACGGUUACAUGAGACUGGCGCGCAAUCGGAAGAAUCAUUGUGGAGUCGCUACAGUUCCAGCUUUCCCUAUUCUAUAAAUCCAAUCAGUCUUUGACAAUUUUCUCAUCCAAUUUAAAAUUCUGAGAGAACGUUGAAUGGAUGCAGGGCAAUUGCAGUGAUUUAACAUAGGAAAUAUUAUUAAAAAAAAACUUUUGAUAUAAGUUCAAGUCGAAAAUAAAUGGUCGGAUUUUUUCGUUA